Molecule: messenger RNA, 1630 nt
Organism: Patiria miniata (bat star)
Lineage: Eukaryota; Metazoa; Echinodermata; Asteroidea; Valvatida; Asterinidae
Product: ficolin-3-like
Exons: 1
Coding region: 35-1084 (349 amino acids)
Source: RefSeq, a predicted model, not a curated record
UCAUCAGUAUCAUUCAAGUUAUCUACGGUUUCAGAUGGAGAAAAUGGCGAAACAACAUUUUGUUUUGGAGUCAUUUUACAUAGUAUCCUUGGUGAUCCAGGGAACUAUCUUGAUUGUCUCUGGAUUGGAAACUUCACCUUAUACAGGCGAACAUACAUUUUACGCUGCAGAAAAUCGCGCACUACAAGGGUUAGCAUAUGCAAACAAAACUCUGCGUUCUCGCGUCCUCUGUGCACGGGAAUGCAGCAUGGAUGAACGUUGCAAGUCGUUUAACUUUAACGACUGCAAUAACAUGUGCGAGUUACACCUUGCCACAAGACGAGAGCAUCCCGAAGACUUCAAUGCAACUCAAGGGAGUGUGUACUUUGAUGCAGAUGAGGACACACCUCUCUACUCACUGACUAAUAGUCCCUUGAAUUCCUACAGAAGUUGCAAGAUGCUCUUAGAUGCCGGUUAUCGUUCAAGCGGUAUCUACACAAUCAACCCAGAGGGAUUCGGUAAUGGCGGUCUUCUUGUCUACUGUGACAUGGAAACUGACGGCGGAGGAUGGAUCGUGUUUCAGAGGCGACAAGAUGGCAGCGUGGACUUUUACCGUAAAUGGGCCGAGUACCAGCUUGGGUUUGGCGAUCUGUCCGGUGAGUUCUGGUUGGGCAAUGACAACUUGGUGACUCUGACGUCUGAUGAUUCACAAGGAACAUGGGAGCUACGCGUUGAUUUGGGGGACUGGGCGGGCAACACGGCAUGGGCAAAGUACGCAGAUUUCCAAAUAUCCGGGGGUGAGUACAAUCUGUAUAUUGGCCAAUACGAUGCCAGCGGCACUGCCGGUGACUCUCUUGCGUUAAGCAGAGGACGUCCCUUCUCAACAAAGGACAUUGACAAUGAUGCAUUGGGAUCAUAUAGUUGUGCACAAUCCCGCCACGGAGCCUGGUGGUUUGGUGGUUGUUCGCAUUCCAACUUGAAUGGUGAAUAUUACCCAGAUGAGCAUGCAGCCGCUGAUGAAAAGGGCGUGCAUUGGCGCCACUGGAAAGACCUUUCCUAUUCUCUGAAAACCAGCCAGAUGAAACUCCGUGCGAAGCGGCAAUGAGUACUUUUUUGCAAACUGACAUUAAGUUGGUUAUUGUAAACUCAAAAUUUAAUAUUGACACGCCCACCGUGGAGGGCAUGGCAAAUUUCCAAAGCGACGGAGCCUACCGGAGUGUGGAUGUUAAAUCCCUUCCCGGCCUUAAUAAAUAAUAGAUGAAAAAUAUAUCGAAUGAAACGACGGGUAAAGUUUAAUCGGUAAUUUGUUUGGGACAAGUUUAGAAUUAUUUGCGUCCUGACAACAAUUCAUUUGGUAGACUGGUUUCCACCUCUAUCAGAACCAGUGUACUUGCAGAGCAGAGCUGCUAGAGAGAAAACAGGUUUAUUUGGGGUUUUUUUGGACGCCCACAAAAGCGAAAAAAGCAGGUGAAUUGAAAUUAUCCGCCGCAUAUCUAUAUUCAAUACUUUUGGUUAAAUGUGAAAAGUUGUUUAAUCUCGUGCUUUAUGAUCUAUGGAUAAGAGGCAGCCAAAACAGCACAUUAUUUAACACUGGCUCGAGCUCACAAAAAGGAUAAAAGCUAAAAUUCAAAAUGUUUUAAGUCUUGAUGGA